GUUACGUUACGCUGCUUGGCAACAGAAAACAGCUCACGGGGAAAAUGGCGAAAUUUGUAAUUGCGGCACAGAGUUAGAUAGACCAUGGCUAAAGUUCAACUGGACUUUACAAUGUUGAUGGUGUUAUCCUAUCAGUGGCAGGGCAAACUGCCCCUAUUAUGCUAAAGUGGAACUCCUUGCAGAUGAACUGAAAGCCACUUUGCAGGAUUUUUCUGUACACAAAAUUGUUAAACAACCAGCAGAAUGGGAGGAUUGGCUACAACAACAAUGCAAACAGAACAACUGGUCAUUCAAGAAAUCACCAAUCGUUUGGAGAGAACUUAUUGAAAGAGGUGGCAAAGGAGUUCUUAUAGGUGGCUCAAACGAAUUCCAAGAAUAUGCCUAUAGCUAUUAUGGUGUCUCAUCUGAGCAAAUGAGCAUUGACAUGACCAAAAUUGCAUCUGAGAAUUUGGAGACAAAAGUUGUUGUUGAUGCGGAGGAACAGCAUAGACUAAGCCUGAGUAAGCCUCUUCAAGUAUGCAUCACAAAUUCGUCUAGUCCUAUAGCCUAUCACAUGGUCAAUGAAAUAGCAAGAGGAGAUGUUCUGGGACAUGACAAGGAAGUGAGCAUUAGACUCUUGACAAAACCUGCAGACAAGGACUUUGUAGAGGGACAAUGCAUGGAAGCAUUUGACCUAGCUUGUCCAUUGCUGAGGAAUGUGAAGGUUCACACAGAUGCCACAGUAGCUCUUACUGGCGUACAUGUUGCAGUGUUUCUUGAUGAGUUUUGUUUGACAGAAGAAGAAAGUGCCAAGCUUGGGGGUGUCAGCCAAGAAGGUUGUGCACAGUUUGCUCAGUAUGGACGCAUUUUGAACCAGUAUGCCGAUCAAGAUGUCAAGGUCUUGAUCAGUGGUAAAGGCAAACUGAACUUUUCUGCACUAAUGCUCAAACACAGUGCCCCAAGGAUUGCCCGACAGAACAUUAUAAUUACCCCACGACUUCAGGAGAAUCGAGCAAAAGCAGCCAUAGCUAGGAAGAUCAACGUCAAUUCUGCGAGCGUGGCUGAUUUGAUCAUCUGGGGAAACAUUGGGGGUAUUACUCAUAAUGACAUCUCAGAGGCUCGUGUGUUCAAGUAUGAGGGAGCUGUCUGGGGUCCACCUUCAUUCUCAAGGCCUGUGACAGAAGUUGUUCAUGAUGAAAAAUGGCUCCAGACAGAGUAUCCUCAACUUCUCCAGAACCACCCCAAUGCUUUGGAAACCAUGCUGAAUCACAAAGUUGCCAUGUCAGAGGCUCAUGCUGUGACAAGUGUUCUUAACCACUGGUUCAAUGGGUCACCCGAUAAAGAAGUAUUUUCACUGGGAGUUUAUUCAGAUGGAUGGUAUGAGUUGCCAGUGGACAUCUUCUUCUCCCUUCCUGUCAAAUUUCAGAAAGGUGCCUGGGAAGUUGUCCAAGAUCGUCAGAUUACCCCUGAGGUACGGGUCCAGCUGGAUCAGAUCACCAAUGAGUUGAUUCAUGAAAGGUAUAUUAUCUUCCCCCCACCCAAAGCAGAUACCCCUCCCCCAGAGUCCUCCAUCGAGGGAGAACCAACUCCAGUAGAGGAUGCUGGGAUGGUUUUUGGCGAGGGAGAGAAAGAGAAGGGAAAGGAAGGAUCGUCAUCAGGAACAGAAGGUGAAACAUCUUCAUCACAGGAGUCAAGGUCAGGAAACCUUUCAAGGAUUGCAGAGGAAUCAGAAAGCGAUGCCAUCAAAGGAAGGCCGGAGAGUAAAUCUGAAGGAGAAAAAUCUAAACCAGCAACACCACAGGCAGCUGAACCUGUGUAGAUAUAUCAAGAACGGUUUACUGGUGACUAAUGGUCUUUGAGCAUUCUUUACAUGAACAGGAUUUUUUUUUUAUGAAGACAAGAUUGUUUGUUGACUAGCAAAUGAUUUCCUUCCAAUCAAAUUCUAAUUUUUAGGAUGCUAAUUAUAUCACCAUCAUGUUAGUGAAGUUCAGGUCCACUCACAACAAUACGUUGCAAUUGAUAAAUAGUGAAAAAUUAAACAAAUUCAUCCGUGAAAGUUUCAUCAUAAUUAAAUGUAAAAUAAGAAAAAUGCAAUACCGGUAUUUGAAAAGUUUGCUUAAUUUCACUAAACACUGAAACAAAUCCUGGUCAGUAUGCAAAUGAGGGAACUAGAAAUGUCACCCAUUUACUAUUAUUUUGUUGCAUAGAAUUUGAAAUAUAUUUAUUUUUUCCAUAUUAUAAUGCUAAAUAAGUUUUGAUUCCUGCUGGUAGGGCAUGUGGAAUUACUUUGGCUCCAACGUAGAUAGAAGUGCUUUCUUGUCAAAUAUUGAAAAAUUGAAAUAUUCUGUAGUUCAUUUAAUGAAAUUCAAAAUAAAUAGUGAAUGUGUGACAUUAUCAAUUUGAUCUCAUUUGCAUAUCACCUGAUUGUGCAUAACACUACCAAUUUUCAUGAAAAUUUCAUUGUUUUUUUUUUCUGUCCAUGCAAAUAAACUUUGUUGUAGUGGACUUUACCUUUACGAUAGAAUAAAUUUCAACAUUCUGCCCAGCAGUGAUUAUAGAUACAGAUUCUUAAACGAUUCCUUAGAAAUGCAGAAUGUUUUUAAUCCUUAUUAUUAACAGGGAUACUAUAGUAUAGUAUAAAUAAUCAUAAUUGCCCAAUAUAACAAAGUAGUGCAUGAAAUUGUUGUAAUAUUCAUAGUACCACAUAUCGAGAAUGCUUUAUUUCAUUCAUUUUUCUUUUGACGGCAUGACACGAAGGUGAAAGAAACUUUGUGUUCAGUCAAAAUUUAUCAUAAUGCACUUAAAAAUGAUGAAUAGGUUAGCUUGUGUUUGAUGUAGCUUCCAUUAUUAAUUAACUAGAUGCCUUCAUUGAUUAAAAUGAAUGUGUGCACUCUCCUUUAUAUUGUAUUAUAUUACUGUAUCAUGAACCUUUGUUCCUCUAUACAUAUAUGUCUUUCUACAUCUGCAUUUAAGGCAAAAGUUUGUCUUUUUUCAAUGUUCUAAAUGCACCUUAACGCCCUCUACCUUCGACUUAACUUCUGUGUAUUAUUACAGAAUAAGCCCAUUCAUAGACAUUGCCCUUAUGUAGGAUGUAUGCAUAUAUAUAUAUAUAUAUGUUUAUAUGUAUUAUAUAUGAAUUUCAAGAUUAAAUGUGUUCUUGUAUUGUACAUACUGUUACAUGUAAUAUGGGGAAACUGGUCUCUGUAUGUAAUUGCAAAGCUCCUUAUAAACAGCUUAUUUGAGUGUUGGUCGGCUGUGAUGCUAUUGCACUUCGCAUGACAUCAAUGUGUACAUGUAUCUUCCACACUGUAAGGAUACUAGUGCUUAUUACAGUGCUGAAGAUGGCGGUGCAUCACUCCAUCUAUUGACCUUUUUCCUGUUGGCAAGGGAUUCCGAAUUCACAAACAUGGCUGGGUUUCUCCAUAUUUAUGGUAACAUAUACAUGUACAGUGUAGAUGUAGUAUAUAUUAUGCAAGCAGAAAGUUAAAUAAUUUCACCAGACAAUAUAGUGCCCAAAUUGCUGUGAUGCAUAGCUGUCUACUUUUCGAAACCACCAAAAUUGUGCUUUCUUUUCUAAUUCUGUUUAACUUCCUCUUACAGGUAUCUGCCUGUUUAUUGAGUUGAAAUUGAUUGAUAUUACUAGGAAAAUUUAUAAAUUUAUUGACAAGGUCUUUUGCUUUUGUAAAUAAGAGAAUUGUAUAUAAUAUUAAUACUAUUGCUUUGUACUUGAUGCAUUAAAAUGAAAUUAUAUUUGAAUUUAUGCAGGUACAUGCAUGUAUGUUCAUAGUAAGCAAGAAAAGUGUAAUAAAGAUUUUAUUUACCAUUA
This is a messenger RNA of Lytechinus variegatus (green sea urchin), 3805 nucleotides long. RefSeq names its product putative malate dehydrogenase 1B (gene mdh1b). Gene Ontology annotation, molecular function: L-malate dehydrogenase (NAD+) activity. Gene Ontology annotation, biological process: malate metabolic process; oxaloacetate metabolic process; tricarboxylic acid cycle. Bases 413 to 1798 code for a protein of 461 amino acids. The record is from RefSeq and is a predicted model, not a curated record. NCBI's taxonomy places the organism in Eukaryota, Metazoa, Echinodermata, Echinoidea, Temnopleuroida, Toxopneustidae. The transcript has 5 exons.